Messenger RNA from Aspergillus luchuensis, 654 nucleotides. RefSeq names its product CSN8/PSMD8/EIF3K family protein. The coding region runs from base 1 to 654 and encodes 217 amino acids. Gene Ontology annotation, cellular component: COP9 signalosome. The transcript is spliced from 3 exons. Gene Ontology annotation, biological process: protein deneddylation; COP9 signalosome assembly. The record is from RefSeq and is a predicted model, not a curated record. NCBI's taxonomy places the organism in Eukaryota, Fungi, Ascomycota, Eurotiomycetes, Eurotiales, Aspergillaceae.
AUGGAUCUUCCCCCACUCACACAAGAGCAACUGACCGCCGUCGUUGCCUCUGCUAAAUCGCCGACGGAGCUCUACGAAACACUAUCAAACUAUGAAAGCGAAGCUUGUCUGCUCUCCAUGAAAAAGGGCAACCACACGGAGCUACUCAGUCUUUAUUAUUCUACAUUCUUCUUCUCCAACCUUCUCGUAGACAAAAUUCCCGAAGCUCGUUUAUCGACACAACGCGUGCCACAAGAAUUACUACAAAAUGACUCGUCACUACAGAACUGUUUGACACUUCUCCGAGCGGUCUGGCAACGGAAAUAUGAACAAGUUUAUAAGAUUCUGCGAGAACUGCCGUGGCCCGAAGCACUCCGACCCAUAGUCCAGAGUUAUGAAUCUCAUUUCCAGGAAAAGACGUUAAAGGAAGCCAGCAGAGCCUAUGAGGCGAUAAGGCCAGCAGCCGCUGCAACCUAUCUCGGUCUGGAUGCUGCCGCCGCACAACAGGGUGACCCGGCCCUCAUGCAGAAGUUCAUAGCGUAUGGAUGGACAUGGGAUCAGGAAAAAGGGUUGUUGCACCCGAAACCGAUCGUCGAUGAAGUCCCUCAGAAAGAUGUUCGGUUGUAUAAUGAACUGAGUCAGGUCAUGGCCUUGAUCGGAAAUCGCCGGAGUUGA